Molecule: messenger RNA, 1320 nt
Organism: Cryptomeria japonica (Japanese cedar)
Lineage: Eukaryota; Viridiplantae; Streptophyta; Pinopsida; Cupressales; Cupressaceae
Exons: 8
Coding region: 96-1100 (334 amino acids)
Source: RefSeq, a predicted model, not a curated record
UGAGCUCGGUUUUGAACAUCGAAUAAAAAGAGCCACACAUUUUUAUUCAGUCGCAAGGCAUAGCUAUUUGCCUUGUCUGAGAGGACUAAAUUUUGAUGGCAGUGGGAAUGGCAUUACCAAUGCCUACCAACAUUCCAUAUGCAAGUCCAUGCCUUUCUCACUUGAAUAUGAAGCUUACGCCCAUUUCAUCACUUCCAGUAGUGAAGAACAAGAUGGUACCGCCACUCUUGCCAUCGCUAAAUUUUAUCCGAGUCACUGGCCGUUUAGGGUGCACUAAAUUCGGUUCGCUUCCUUCGAGGAGACUGCAAGCCAAUUCUAAUUCUACAGGAGCGGGGGAGUUGUUCAAAGAUGAACCACCACGUUCUAUCGAGUUACCCUGUCUCCCCUUCACCAUUGCGGAGGUGUUCGUUCCAUCGGCGAGUACAACACUGCAUUUAUAUGAAGCAAGAUUUUUGGCCUUGCUAGAAGAGGCAAUGAAUGAGCGUAACAAUUUCUUUGUGCAUUUCGUACUUGAUCCAGUUUCUGAAUUUGGAAGUUCGUUAGUCACUUCAUUUGCUGCUAGAUAUGGUUGCCUCUCUCUCAUAGAGAAUGUAAAGCCCCUUGAAAUUGGAGCCCUUGUUACUAUAAGGGGAAUUGGACGUGUUAAUAUCAUGUCUCUUACUAAGACAGAACCUUACCUCAGAGGAGUGGUCCUUCCCAUGCAAGAUGAAAUACCCAGUGAUUCAAAUUCAGUUGAUGCUUCUGUAGAAGAUCUAAAGCUAGCUUUGACAGAUCUACAUUGCCUUCAAAUCAAAUUGAAGACCUUGAAGGAUGAACAAUUACAAACUCCCCUUUGGAACUCCUUGAGAUGGGCUGAAAAGGAAGAUUUCUUGGAUUACAACAAAACAUUUGUUCCACGUUUGGCAGAGCGUAUCUCAUUUGCAGCAUUACAACCUGUUGUAGGUGCAACAGUCUCAGAAAUACAGGGUUUGUUGCAAGCAAGACUAGAGGCAAUGGAGUCAAGAAGCACGGUUAAGAGGUUGGAGAGUGUCAUGAAGUUGGUGAACGAAAGCAAAGCCUUAAUUGCUGCCAAACUCGCCAUUCAGUCUUUAAAACUCUAGGCCUUGGCCUACUGCUGUACUCAGCUUUUGAAAAAACAAAAGUGAUUGUGACAUUGCCUCUUUGUACAGAUGAUAUUUAAAAGCUUUAAUCUCUAUAGUAAAAGGUUUCCUAAUGGACAUUAUCUUUGGUCUGUAGGACCUGCCAAAAUCUACCAUUCAAAUAUAUAUUCUAAUCUGUCUUUGAUUUCUUUGAGCAAUAAAUCAUAUAAGUUGAUAUUCA